GACAAGCACCAGUCCAACAAUUUCACUCGUUGAACCCUAUGUUCCCUUUUAACCUCUCCUAAAUUAUUUUGCAGUCGGUCUCUCUCUAGAAUUUGUCCAUGCAGAUGGCGUCGCUCACAGAACUCAACGACGAGAUUGUUCGUAGUAUGUCAAUCGGAGCUGUCUUUUCAGAUUUUGUUGGAAAGAUAAAUUCACUUGAUUUUCAUCGUACUGAUGAUCUAUUGGUUACAGCUAGUGAGGAUGAUUCAGUGCGGAUUUAUGACAUUGCAAGUGCCAAGUUGCUGAAGACCACAUAUCAUAAGAAGCAUGGUGCUGAUCGUAUAUGCUUUACCCACCAUCCAAGUUCUGUUAUAUGCUCUUCAAGAUACAAUUUGGAUUCUACUGGAGAAUCCCUACGGUAUCUAUCAAUGUACGAUAAUCGAUGUCUACGUUACUUUAAAGGGCAUAAGGAGAGGGUUGUGUCCCUCUGCAUGUCUCCAGUUAAUGACAGCUUUAUGUCUGGUUCCCUUGACCACAGUGUCAGGAUAUGGGAUCUUCGUGUAAAUGCCUGCCAGGGAAUUUUACGUCUACGAGGUAGGCCUACAGUUGCUUUUGACCAACAAGGCCUCGUAUUUGCAGUGGCAAUGGAAGGGGGCGCUAUCAAGUUGUUUGAUUCACGGUCUUACGAUAAGGGUCCCUUUGAUACCUUCUUAGUUGGUGGAGAUACAGCUGAGGUCUGUGAUAUUAAAUUCAGUAAUGAUGGUAAAUCCAUGCUUUUGACAACCACAAGUAACAUCAUUUACGUUCUUGAUGCGUAUGGGGGGGAGAAGCGGUGUGGGUUUAGUUUGGAUCCAUCUCCAAAUACAACAAUAGAAGCAACAUUUACUCCAGACGGCCAAUAUGUGGUCUCAGGCUCAGGGGAUGGAAAUUUGCAUGCUUGGAGCAUUAGCACACGAAAUAAGGUUGCAUGCUGGGACAGCCACAUAGGCGUUGCAUCUUGCCUGAAAUGGGCGCCGCGCAGGGUCAUGUUCGUUGCUGCAUCCUCCGUUCUCACAUUUUGGAUACCCAACAAUUCAAAGACAGAAACCGGGGACCCUGAAGCCGGAGGACAUUCUGAAUAUGUAUCUCAAUGAAUGUCCAUCUUUCAUAGCUUCUGGUUUGAUUAGAUUUAGUAGUCUCUAUGGUCAAUUUACAUCUUUAUAGUUUCUCAGAAUCCUGUUCAAUGAAUGUCUAGCUUCUGGUUUGAUUAGAUUUAGUAGUCUCUAUGGUCAAUUUACAUCUUUAUAGUUUCUCAGAAUCCUGUUGUUUGUGCUUCUAUCAUCUAGGCAGUUAGGAUGUUCAAUCCCUAGUCUAAUUGCUCCAUUGUGGGACCUCCUCUCUUCGUGCAUAAGGCUGCAUAUAUUUGACUCUCCCCAGACUGCAUAUAUUUGACUCUCCCAGACUUCACAGUGGCGAUCGCCCCGACUCUCCCCAGAGACUUCACAAUGGCGAUAGCCUUUUGGGGUUGGAGCAAGUCUUGUUUCAUUUUCCUGGGAUUGGAGGGAUUAGCGAUUUUGUGUGAUUCUGUCAAAACCCAACCUCUAUAUAUUUCUUAAUUCAUUUUUAAUUUGCAUGACUUCAGUUAUAAAAGCUAUGCAUUUUGUUAA
Molecule: messenger RNA, 1625 nt
Organism: Cornus florida
Lineage: Eukaryota; Viridiplantae; Streptophyta; Magnoliopsida; Cornales; Cornaceae
Product: protein ANTHESIS POMOTING FACTOR 1
Exons: 10
Coding region: 99-1112 (337 amino acids)
Cellular component (GO): Set1C/COMPASS complex
Molecular function (GO): chromatin binding; protein binding
Source: RefSeq, a predicted model, not a curated record